AGGAGACAGGAAGACUUCGGUCUCAACGAGCAUGCCAUGGAGCCGCAGGACUCGAUCUUGAAGAUCGCCUGGGAUGCUCUUCAGGACCCUUCGCUGCUGUUCCUUUGCUUUGCGUCCUUGGUCUCGCUGGUGAUCGGAGUUGUCUCCUCCCAAUCGCAGGAGAUCGUGGAAGGGAUCGCGAUCUUGGCUGCGGUGCUGGUGGUGGUGACGGUGACUGCGGUCAACGAUUACCACAAGGAGAAGCAGUUCCGUUCACUCAGAGAAGUACAGGAGGAGGUGUGGGUGACUGUCAUCCGAGACAGUGCAGUAGAGCAGGUCCUGAACAAGGAUCUUGUUGUCGGCGAUGUCGUCUUGCUCAGUGCCGGCGAUAUGGUAUGUGCUGACGGGAUCAUACUGGACCAGAGUGACCUGCAGGUCUCCGAGCAAAGUCUUACAGGGGAGUCGUCUCCCAAGAGGAAGGGAAGCAGUCUCUGUGCUCCUAGCGCUCAUCUCCUUUCUCCUGCUAUCUUCUCCGGGACGUUCGUGCAGGAAGGGGAGGGGAAGAUGGUGGUGCUGGCGGUGGGGCCGAGCACGUACCAGGCGAGCAUACAGGAGUCGAUGAAGGAGGACAUGGAGGGAUGCAAGAAGAGCAUACUUCAGCUGAAGCUGGACAGCAUGACGACAACGAUCACCAAGGUAGGAGCAGCAGCAGGUAUCCUGACAGUCCUCGUGCUCCUCGCGAGGUUUUCCGUGGGUUUCGUCCGCGGGGAGUGCUGCAAGGAACGGUGGGUCAACAGCAUACACCUGCCGGAGAUACUCGACUAUCUUAUCACGGGUGUUACCAUCUUUGUCGUUGCGGUACCCGAAGGGCUUCCUCUCGCCAUCACCGUCGCCCUCGCGCUGUCUGUGAGGAAGAUGAUGAACGAUAACAACCUCGUGCGCCAUCUCAGCGCCAGCGAGACCAUGGGCAGCGUCUCCAGCAUCUGCUCCGACAAGACUGGCACCCUCACCAGCGGCAGGAUGACGGCGGUGCGCGUGUGGGUCAGCGGCCAGGACUGCAUCCUCGGCGAGGAGGGGAGGGCUGGGGAGCCUCUCGCUGAGCUGCCGCGCGGGGUCAGGGAGCUGCUGGCGUACAGUCUUGCGAUCAACACUUCCUUCAAGUCCAACGUCUCCUAUAGCCGUGAUGGCCAAGUUUCCUCCUCCCAGGGCAACGAGACCGAAUGUGCGCUUCUGCGACUCGUCGACAUGCUGCUGAAUAUCCAGGAGAAGAGAAGAUGUCUGACUUUCUCUUCUGACCGGAAACGUAUGAGCACCAUCGUCGGGGACGAUACUGAUCGGAUCGACUCCGUGAUGACUGGCAGGAGAAUUUUCUGCAAAGGGGCACCAGAGGUUGUGAUUCCACUUUGCUCAAGAAUUAUCUCCUCGUCCUCCUUCUCCUCCUCCUCCUCUUCAGCUGCAGUCGCUGCAGACAAUCAGCCCAUGACUGUGGAGCUGCGAGCGAGAGCUGAUGGGAUGGCGUGUAUGAUGGGGAAGGAAGGGUUGCGGCCUAUCGCCGUUGCGUUUCGAGACAUGGAGGAGGAGGAGGACGUGGACGAGCUGUCUGCUGAGAGAGAUCUGGUGUUGCUCGCCAUCGUCGGCCUCGAGGAUCCGCUACGUGCUGAAGUUCCUGCGGCAAUUCGAGCAUGCCAGCAGGCAGGAAUUACCGUCAGAAUGGUCACAGGGGACAACGAGGAGACGGCGAUAUCGAUUGCCAAGAAAUGUGGCAUUCUACCUCAGAGAGAGAUGAAUGAGAAGGAGAUGCGAGCGAGUGUCUUCACCGGGAAGCAAUUCAGAGAGCUCGUGGGUGAGAAGGAGGAUAUUGAUAUGGAACAGCUCGAGCAGAUCCUCCCAAAGCUUCGCAUUCUCGCACGCUCUACCCCCCUCGACAAGCUCGCUCUCGUUGGCGGCAUCCAGGACAGUGAGUCGUGUGGCCUUCAGACUGUUGCUGUGACAGGGGAUGGAACCAACGACGCUCCUGCUCUCCUCCGCGCUCACAUCGGCCUUGCCAUGGGCAAGGCAGGUACACAGGUGGCUCAGAACGCAGCAGACAUCAUCAUCCUCGACGACAACUUCGCCUCUAUCCUGCAGGCAGUCAAGUGGGGGAGGAACGUGCACGACAACAUCUGCAAAUUCCUCCAGUUUCAGCUCACCGUCAACUGCUCUGCCUGCAUCCUCGCUGUCGUGGGAGGCUCCGUCCUCUCCGAGAGCCCUCUCACUGCCAUGCAGCUCCUCUGGGUCAACAUGAUCAUGGACUCCCUCGCCUCCCUCUCCCUCGCCUCCGAGGACCCUUCUCCUGACCUGCUCAAGCGCCCUCCCUGCCCGCGAGACCAGCCCCUCCUCUCCCCUGCCAUGGUCAAGUUCGUGCUGGGACACGCGGCAUGGCAGAUCCUCGUCCUCUCCUUUCUCGUCUUCGGCAUGGGCGACGUCUGCUCCCCUGACAUCGCCAACCCCAAUGUCUGCGCGCCGGCUGAAUCUCUUCCAACCACCCACUACACCAUCGUCUUCACUUGUUUCGUUUUCCUGCAGCUGUUCAAUCAGAUUAAUGCAAGGAAGAUACACGGGGAGGUGAAUGUCUUCAAAGGCAUCUUUGACAACAUGUACUUCUUGAUCAUCACGAUGAUAGAACUGCUUUGCCAGUGUAUGAUGGUGCAGGUGACAACCAAAGAGUGA
Guillardia theta CCMP2712 is the source of this 2688-nucleotide messenger RNA. RefSeq lists its product as hypothetical. The record is from RefSeq and is a predicted model, not a curated record. Gene Ontology annotation, cellular component: intracellular membrane-bounded organelle; membrane. Gene Ontology annotation, molecular function: P-type calcium transporter activity; ATP hydrolysis activity; ATP binding. NCBI's taxonomy places the organism in Eukaryota, Cryptophyceae, Pyrenomonadales, Geminigeraceae. The annotation marks the transcript as partial. Gene Ontology annotation, biological process: calcium ion transmembrane transport. The transcript is spliced from 11 exons.